Messenger RNA from Didymodactylos carnosus, 1071 nucleotides. NCBI's taxonomy places the organism in Eukaryota, Metazoa, Rotifera, Eurotatoria, Philodinida, Philodinidae. The record is from the annotation of a GenBank genome assembly.
AUGUAUCGUUGCGAUAAUUGCUGCGAUACUGAAGCUCGUAAAAUGAAUCGUCAAAUUGAAAAACAACUACGAAUCGCUAAGAAAAAUCGAGGACGAGAAUUAAAAUUACUGCUAUUAGGCACUGGAGAAAGUGGCAAAAGUACAUUUAUCAAACAGAUGAGAAUUAUUCAUGGAUGUGGUUAUUCUGAUGCUGAUAAACGUUUAUUUAUCAAAUUUAUCUAUGAGAAUAUAUUUAAGGCCAUGAAUUCAAUGAUACAAGCCAUGGAUAUAUUAAAAAUCUCUUAUGUAGAUAAGUGUAAUGAAGAGCAUGCUUCUUUCGUUUAUAUUGUCGACUAUAAAAUGAUGCCGACAUCUGAAUUCUUUCACUACGUUAAAGCAAUAAAAAGUUUAUGGAACGAUGAAGGAAUCAAAGAAUGUUAUCAGAGAAGACGAGAAUACCAGUUAAUCGAUUCAGCCAAAUACUAUUUGGAUAGUAUUGAUCGUAUUGUCGAAACGGAUUACGUUCCAAAUGAACAAGAUAUACUUCGAGUUCGAGUGCCUACAACCGGAAUUAUUGAAUAUCCAUUUAUUUUGGACAAUAUUCUAUUUCGAAUAGUAGACGUCGGUGGACAACGUUCCGAGAGGCGAAAAUGGAUACAUUGUUUUGAAAAUGUGGCAUCGGUUAUAUUCUUUGCUACACUAAAUGAAUAUGAUCAAAUGCUUGUAAAAUCAUCGACUAUAAAUGAAAAUCAGAUGGAAGAGAGUAAAGCAUUAUUUCAUACAAUCAUUACAUGUCCAUGGUUUACUCGUUCAUCAAUAAUUCUAUUCUUAAACAAAACAGAUUUAUUAAAAGAAAAAAUAAUGUAUUCACAUUUGGUCGAUUAUUUUCCCGAGUUUCAAGGUUCGAAACGAGAUGUCGAAGCUGCGAAAGAGUUUAUUCUAAACAUGUAUUUAGAUUUAAAAGACGAGAAUGAUAAAAUUCUUUAUUCACACUUUACAUGUGCAACUGAUACUAACGGUAUUCGCUUUCUAUUUGCUGCUAUCAAAAAUGACGUUUUGUACAAGAAUAUGGAUGAGCUUAAUUUAAAUUAA